This is a messenger RNA of Prosopis cineraria, 1969 nucleotides long. RefSeq lists its product as uncharacterized. Lineage: Eukaryota; Viridiplantae; Streptophyta; Magnoliopsida; Fabales; Fabaceae. The coding region runs from base 80 to 1690 and encodes 536 amino acids. Gene Ontology annotation, molecular function: ATP binding; protein serine/threonine kinase activity. The transcript is spliced from 12 exons. The record is from RefSeq and is a predicted model, not a curated record.
CUCACUUUGUCCUUGCCGUUUUCUUGCGCGCCUCCCUUUUCAGUGGCUUGUGUUCUGCCUUGCGUUUCUGUUCAUUGUGAUGGGAGGUGAAGUAGAAGAUCCCUAUCUACAUAAUGGGCAAGCGUGUGAAGAAGCAGAGGAAGAGCUUUCUUCCUCUUCAGAAGACUACGCCGAGUCCGAGGCCGACGACGGCGCAUAUGAGUUGGAUGAUGACGAAGUGGCAAAUGGAUCUUUUUCGCUCAAUUCCAGACGUCCCAAUGCUCACGGGGGCCAUCAUUCCAAACUCAAUUCGUCUACCCUCCAACCUCUCUCUAAUCGAAACCAAAAAUUCUCUCAUCAUAUCCGGGCUUCGCCCUUAGAGGAGUGGGAAGGCAGGUUUAAUGUUGGCAUGUCUAACUCUGUGACGACAGCAAUCCGUGAAAGUGUUAGAGGUACGACUAUUGGUAAAACUAAAACUACUGAGAAAGCUGAUCGGGCCACUGUUGAGCAGGCAAUUGAUCCUAAAACCCGCCUGGUUUUAUUCAAGAUGCUGAAUCGAGGUCUCUUCAAUGAUAUUAAUGGAUGCAUUUCGACUGGGAAGGAGGCAAAUGUUUACCAUGCAACCAAAUGCGAUUGUCAAGAAUUUGCAAUUAAAGUGUACAAAACAUCUGUUCUGGUUUUUAAGGACCGAGAUAGGUAUGUUCAAGGAGACUAUCGAUUUAGAACAGCAUAUGGUAAGCACAAUCCCAGGAAGAUGGUAAAAACAUGGGCAGAGAAAGAAAUGAGAAACCUUAUGAGGCUAAAGGCUGCUGGCCUUAGGUGCCCAACACCUUAUCAACUAAGAAAGCAUGUUCUGGUCAUGGAAUUUAUAGGAAAGUCAGGUUGGGCCGCACCUCGUCUUAAAGAUGCAGCUUUAUCUCUGGACAAGCUUCGAGAAGGCUAUGUUGAAAUGAUUAUCGCUAUGCGCACAUUGUAUCAAAAGUGCAAACUGGUGCAUGGAGACCUCAGUGAAUAUAAUAUCCUCUAUUUUGAGGGUCACCUCUAUAUUAUUGAUGUUUCUCAAGCUGUUGAUCUUGACCACCCUCAUGCACUUGAUUUUCUGCGUGAAGACUCUGUUCACGUAUCUGCUUUCUUCAGAAAGCAUGGCGUUGCUGUAAUGACAAUAAGAGAACUGUUUGAUUUUAUUGUUGAUCCAUCCAUCACUGAUGAUACCGUGGACAGUUAUUUGGAAGAGGUGCAACGAAAAAUUUUGGCCAGAGGAGACUUGUCAGUGGAGGAUGAGAUUGCAGACUCGGUUUUCGUGCAGGCUUACAUUCCAAAGACACUUGAUGAUGUCAAGAAUGCUGAGGAGGACGUGCAACGAAUAGCCAGUGGCAAGGACACUGAUGAUUUGUACUACAAGACGACCACUGGACUUAAAGAGGCUCUGUCAAGAGUACAAACUUCAUCAGAAAAUGGCCAGCAAGAGCAGGAACCAAAACCCGCAGGUGGCAGUGUUGAAGAUGGCUUAGGGGAUGAGGAUAGCCAAAGUGAUUCUGAAGAGAGUUCAUCCUCUGAGAGUGAAGCAGACGCUCCUGUGGAUAAGAAAUCCGCUCGAAAAGAAAAUAAGAAGAAAGUGAAAGAAGAGAAAAGAGAAGCACGGAAACAUAAAGUACCCAAGGCUGUCAAGAAAAGAAAGAAGAAGUUGGCCAAAGCUCAAAAGAACAGGUAAGCCAUUCUUAAUGGUUAUCACUUGCCUGUUGCUUUAGUAGUUUAGGUCCGUGGGAAGUAUAUAAGAUAGAGCUACAUUCCGGGAGUUUUUUCAGUCCAGUACAAUUUUGUACGAAGAUGCUAGAAAGCGAAGAACAGAGUGCCCAUCUUUUUAUCUAUGGUUUUUAAAUUCAGGUGUUGCUUUUGGCACGUCUACGUUUGUAUGAGUUAAUCUUUUGUAUUUUAUUAUUGCUCUACAAAAGAUUCUUAAUUAUGUGAUAGAAAUUAUUGCUCCGAAAAA